AUGAAGUGGCUGGUCCUUGCCCUGGUGUGUCUUCACCUCUGUGAAGGCAUUGUCAAAGUUCCACUGAAAAGAUUCAAGUCCAUGCGGGAGGUCAUGAAGGAGAAAGGUGUUCUUCAGGAUUUCCUUGAAAAAUAUCACUUUGACCCAGCCAGCAAGUACUUGAACAACUUUGCCACUGGCUAUGAGCCUCUUGCUAACUACAUGGAUAUGUCCUAUUAUGGCCAGAUCAGCAUCGGAACUCCACCCCAGAGCUUCUUGGUACUCUUUGACACUGGGUCAUCCAACCUCUGGGUACCAUCCACCUAUUGCCAGAGUCAAGCUUGCACAAAUCAUCCACUAUUUAACCCCAGCCAGUCUUCCACUUAUUCCACCAAUGACCAAACCUUCUCUCUGCAAUAUGGAACUGGUAGUCUCACUGGGAUCUUUGGCUAUGACACAGUAACAAUCCAGGGCAUUUCCAUCACCAACCAGCAAUUUGGCCUGAGUGAGACUGAGCCUGGCACUAAUUUUGUUUAUGCCCAGUUUGAUGGCAUCCUGGGUCUUGCUUACCCCGCCAUUUCUGCUGGUGGUGCUACCACUGUAGUUCAGGGGCUGCUGCAGGAGAACCUUCUGAAUUCCCCAGUUUUCAGCUUCUAUCUGAGUGGGCAAGAGAGCACCCAGAAUGGUGGUGAACUUGUUUUGGGAGGAGUUGACUCCAACCUCUACUCUGGUGAAAUUGUCUGGACUCCAGUCACCCAAGAAGCUUACUGGCAAAUUGGAAUUCAAAGCUUCUAUAUUGGUAAUCAGAUCUCUGACUGGUGCAGCCAGGGAUGCCAGGCAAUUGUAGACACCGGAACAUCCCUCCUCACUGCUCCACAACAGGUCUUUGGAGAACUGAUGCAGUACAUUGGAGCUCAGCAAGAUAGCAAUGGACAGUACGUGGUCAGCUGCAGCAACAUUCAGAGCAUGCCCACCAUCACUUUUGUCAUCAGUGGGAAUAGUUUCCCUCUGAGUCCUUCUGCCUACAUCCUUGAGAACAAUGGUGGUUAUUGCAGUGUUGGCAUCAUGCCCACUUACCUGCCAUCCCAGAAUGGGCAACCUUUGUGGAUCCUUGGUGAUGUCUUCCUCAGGUCCUACUACUCCGUUUAUGAUGUGGGCAACAACCAGGUUGGCUUCGCAGCAGCAGCAUAAGCACAUCCAACCAUCCUCUUCAUUCCAGGCUGCUUCUGGUUUCUUCCACAAUUAUUCUUCAUGCCACUACACACAAAGUACA
Messenger RNA from Gekko japonicus, 1252 nucleotides. RefSeq names its product gastricsin-like. The record is from RefSeq and is a predicted model, not a curated record. The coding region runs from base 1 to 1170 and encodes 389 amino acids. The transcript is spliced from 9 exons. Gene Ontology annotation, biological process: proteolysis. Gene Ontology annotation, molecular function: aspartic-type endopeptidase activity. Lineage: Eukaryota; Metazoa; Chordata; Lepidosauria; Squamata; Gekkonidae.